AUGAGGAAAGAACAACUUUUUGACCAUCUCGGCUGGCUGACCACGCCAAAAGAUUUUGCCACCAUUUGUCAAAAGCCGACUCCCGGUAUCAUCCAAAGUUACUUGCGUCGAAGCAAAUGCGAGGAAUACCACCAUUUUGGGGCCAUGAGGUGGACCGAUUUGCAUGAUUUUGGUCCCUUGCUACCUCAUAUCCGUAUCCAGUUCCACGACAUUGUCUCGUUGGAACACCUACAACGUCAAUUGAAAGUAUCCGACGAUGAUACCUACGUUCACACCGACGAGCAGCUGUAUGAUUGGCGUCUGUAUGACAAUGUCAAAGAAGCCAAUAAUCUGCUCAAGGAAAAUGCAAACUACAUCGAUUCCUUCGCCGGACGACGGUAUUACAAAGUAUACACCCUGAAGCAGUGGCAGAAACACGACGAAAAACUGCUAUACCUAGGCGGUGUGUUUGGCAGUAAUCGGCUGUCAUUGACCGAUCCAAACCACGUCGCUCUGAAGACGCUCAUUGCAGAUACGUUGAAAUAUCGACGGGACACCCCGUUGGGAGAGACGGUGAGGAAUAUUGUGGAUUACCUUGGUGGCGUAGGCACCUUUAUGUCAGUUCAUUUUCGUACAGGCGAUCGUCCUUUCCGGAUACGAUUGCACGAAAACCUGUUGACCUUUAUCAAGGGUAUGGCGAAUCUAACCGAUGUGGCGCUACCCGAGACGGACGCGGAGCUUCUCAACGUAGAGCUGACCAAUGCCCCGGCGACUGAAAUGCCAUUAUUUGACAUGGAGACCUUGCCAUGGUCUGCGCUGUGCCGUCGUCUUAAGGAACGAGACACACUAGCGUCUUUGCAGUCCCAAGCGAUGAUGUAUAUCGCCACCGACCACAUGCAUCCUCGCGCAGAAGACAGCCAGCUCCGGCCGUGGUUUAAAUAUUUCCCGUGUACCAUUACCUUAGGCGAUCUUCCGGAUCACCUUUUCACACCGUUGGAUAAAGUACGGGAUUUGGUUGAUCCCGAGAAAGGACUGAGACCGUUUUUGAUCCCGCUGGUGGAUGCCAUGGUUGCAGCGCAUGCCAAAGAAAUCUUUACCACGCCUCGCUCCACGUUUUCCCGAUAUAUCGGCGAACUUCACAAUGCUUGGCUCGCCUAA
Radiomyces spectabilis is the source of this 1137-nucleotide messenger RNA. RefSeq lists its product as uncharacterized. The transcript has a single exon. The coding region runs from base 1 to 1137 and encodes 378 amino acids. The record is from RefSeq and is a predicted model, not a curated record. Lineage: Eukaryota; Fungi; Mucoromycota; Mucoromycetes; Mucorales; Radiomycetaceae.